This is a messenger RNA of Anopheles maculipalpis, 3696 nucleotides long. RefSeq lists its product as uncharacterized. Bases 1 to 3696 code for a protein of 1231 amino acids. NCBI's taxonomy places the organism in Eukaryota, Metazoa, Arthropoda, Insecta, Diptera, Culicidae. The transcript has 4 exons. The record is from RefSeq and is a predicted model, not a curated record.
AUGUUAGGCUUUUUACUGUUUUUAAUCGUGUCGCAAGAUUACUACUGCUCUUGUAAUCUUCGUAUCAGUUCGGACAUCGUAAAGCAAGCAGAGUACUUGCAGGUACCAUUAAGGCGAUUCUUCAAGUAUCCAAAGUUCCCCGUUAAUUUCCAUGUUCAAAGUACUGAAAAUGUUACGAAGGCCACGUACGAACUAUUUACGGUGAACGAGUUGCUUUUACAAAAUAGGAACUGGCUCAUCAGUACGGUGAGUACGAUGCAAACCGUGGUGAACACUUACGCUCCCUUCUAUAAUGUAUUUUUGAGUGAUGAUUACACCUCCAUGAGUAAUAUUCUGCAAAGCCUAACCUACCAGCACUACGAUCCAUCCGGACGCUGUUUAGUUGUGAUUGAUAGUGUGCUCGAUGCACAAGACUUGGAGCAGCUUGUGAUCGCUCUCUGGAAACUCCGAAUAGUAAACGUUGUAGUGAUUGUUGGAGAUGUCAAUGAGCAGCAGUAUCGUGCCUACAGCUAUCAACCAUUCCGGUCAGGAAAAUGCGAAGUAAUAGACCCGCUACUGUUGGAUCACUUCGAUGGAGAACACUGGGAAAAGCUUACCGUGUGGUAUCGAAACACAAUGCGUAACUUUAACGGUUGUACACUCAAGGCAGGAACAAUUGAGGUUAAACCAUACUCGAUGGUAAAGCGGGAAGGAAACGUCACCAAACGGUUCGGGAUGGAGGUAACGGUGGUGCAAAAUAUUGCGAUGUGGUUUAACUUUUCGAUCGAUUACUUAAGCCCGACCGGUAACGUUAAGUGGGGCGUCAUACAGGCACAGAACAGUACCGGACUAGUGGGCAUGAUACAGCGCGGUGAGGUAGACUUUGGAUUCGGUACGGUUGGGAUUAAUGUAUUUCGAAACCGGUAUCUCAAGAUGGGUACGCCUAGCUUUUUGUCCCAGCUGAACGUAGCUAUCCCGCCGGACAAACCGUACACCUGGUGGGAGAAGUUGUAUCAACCGUUCUCACCUGCCGCCUGGUUGUGUUUGAUAGUGUGCUACACGGCAUUCAUUCUUGUUGCUGUCGCCAUUUUUGACUCGAAACUCUUCACUACCGUGGAACACUUCCGUAAUCCGGCGUACAAUCUGUGGGAGCUGUUGAUGGGUGGACCGGGUGGAACGUUUCACCGAACCAGUAUCCGGCUGUUUAUUGUUGGCUUUGUGGUGAAUGCGCUGAUCAUUCGUACGAUGUAUCAGUCGGCCAUGUUCCAGCGUCUGCAGGCCACUACCAGACUAGGCACGAGGCUGACCACCUUCCAGCAGAUAAAUGAUGCAAAUUUGCUGUACUACAUGUACAUUACCACCUCGUUUUACUAUCAGGACAAUCCACUAUUGCGUGACAGAAUUCGUAUCUUGCGCAACGAGAGCAAGGACUGGGAUGAGAUCAUGUACGCUAUAUCGCACCACCAACUAAAUGGCGUUUUCGCCAUGCCACUUGAUGUGAUCGAGUACUAUGUCAAAAAUUACGGCCAGCGUGGAGUAGUGUACGUCGGGCGGCAUACCGGCUUCAACUAUAAUCUGGGCAUCUACUACCCGAAAGCAUCACCACUGACGGAACGAUUCGAUACGCUGAUUGGCCGCUACCAGGCGGCUGGAUUGAUCUACAUCUGGCGAGAACGGUUCCGCGAUACGCGCUACUGGAACGGUGCCAAAAGUCAACCCGAACCGAUCAGUCUACAGUGGCAGCACGUAUCCGGUGCGUUCUACGUGUGGAGCGCCAUGCUCGGUGUAUCGGCGCUAGUACUGUUGGGGGAGACGGUCCUGCAAACAUGCAAAGAUAAAAUAUGCAACAGAAUGAGGAUCCUUGGUAGGUUAGCGUUGUUCCAGGUGCUGCUACUAGCUGUACUUCAAGUGACAGCAGCUAGGCUUGCUGAUAACACUCGCACCAGAAAACCACCGUUGGAGCUUCUUAGCACUAUUGUUGCAACACACUAUCGAACACCAGAGAGCUAUGUAGCGUUACGCACUCGCAAUGCCAACAGCACCAGUCCAACAUCCUUACAGAGUGAUCUGCUGGACGAUCUUCUGCGCGCCACCAACGUCUGGAUGAUGGUGACGAUCGCCGAUCUACCGAUAGCGGAAGGACAUCCCGCUUACUACAGUGUGUUCUUGGUGAACGAUUAUAACUCACUCUGCUCGCUGCUGGACGACAUGACAUACCAAACGCAUCAUUUUUACGGUUUGUACACGAUUUUUAUCGAAAACCUCACUAAUCUGAGUGACACUUUGCAUGAUGUGAUGCAGAAGCUGUGGACGCUCAAGCUGAUGAAUGUUGUCGUGAUUGUGAGUGAUGAUGAAACGUACGCUGCCUAUACGUACGAUCCGUACCGGGAACAACAAUGUGGCAUCGUGGAACCACAUGAAGCGGGCAGAUACGUAAAUGGGUCCUGGACCAAUUUAGCUCACUGGUAUCGAACGCGAACGAACAACUUCAACGGAUGUCCACUCGUCGUCGGCACGGUAGACAUUAAACCGUGCUCGAUUAUCUACCACCAAGAGAAUCGUACCAUCCAUCAAGGCAUCGAAGUGUCGCAGAUUGUAAAUUUAUCGAAAAAGUUCAACUUCACGGUACGGUACGCAAUUUCGGACGGCACGAUCAAGUGGGGCUUCGUGCGAGCGGUCAACAGUACCGGGCUGAUGGGUAUGAUACAGCGGAAUGAGGUUGAUUUAGGUUUCGGCAGCAUUGGAAUCGGUGUAGCGCGUGUUCAAUACCUUCGGCAGGGUACACCGAGCCGCUAUGGACAGAUACUGAUGGCGAUACCACCGAAACGGCCGUACACAUCGCUCGAGAAGCUGUUCCAACCGUUCAGCCUGCAGACGUGGCUUUGUGUGGUGUUUUGUCUGGUAAUUAUAAGCCUGCUGGCAAGGGGGAUGUUUAGUUUGCGGCAGAACGAACCGAGCAGCGUGGACCGGAUGCCUAACGCAUUCUACACGAUGUGGGUACUAACGAUGGGUGGACCGUGUGGAUCGCUGCGGAUGGAUAGUUCGCGGAUUUUCAUCGUAAUCUUUAUCCUGAACAUGCUGGUACUGCGGACACUCUACCAUGCUGGAAUGUUUGAGCGACUGCAAGCCUCCGAUAGCUUAGCGUCGGAUUUGAACACGCUGGAACAGAUCAACAAGGCGGACAAGGCGUACCACAUGCACAAAACGAUUACUCUGUACUUUAACGACAAUCCACUGGUAGGACCGAGGCGCAUCCGGCUCAUCCAGAACGACAACGACAAUUGGGAAGAGCUACUGUACAGGCUGUCACAACCAGGCAGUGACUUUGUGGUAGCAUUACCGCUCGAUUGCAUCAAGUACUACGUGAAGAUGAACGGCGAACGAGGCCUCGUGUACGUCGGCAAACAUACCGGCAUCACGUAUAAUACGGCAUUCUACUAUCCAAAGACCACUUCGCUACAGGAACCGUUCAGUACGCUUGUGUUGGCGUUCCACUCGGCAGGACUCAUCAAUCACUGGGCCGAAGCGUUCGAGGACAAUCGGUUCUGGUCCAACGCGGUGACAGAUCCCGAACCGACCAGCAUACAAUGGGAUCACAUAUCCGGCGCAUUCUAUCUGGCCGGCACAAUGCACCUGAUGGCGAUAGGUGUAUUUUUCGCCGAGUUGGCAUAUGCCUAUUACCGGAAGAAAAAUUAUCCAAUGGUGUGGAGUGCAUGA